Molecule: messenger RNA, 1024 nt
Organism: Dacryopinax primogenitus
Lineage: Eukaryota; Fungi; Basidiomycota; Dacrymycetes; Dacrymycetales; Dacrymycetaceae
Exons: 2
Coding region: 124-768 (214 amino acids)
Cellular component (GO): membrane
Source: RefSeq, a predicted model, not a curated record
GGGUUCUAUGACGUGUACAACACGCCUGAUGACUUGACAUACCGAAGAACAUGAGGCACUGGCAGGUAUAAAAGCCUCGCAUUUUAGACCAGGGCGAUAUCCAUCCGACGUAUUUCUUGAAGUAUGGCUUCACUGGUUCAAAUUCGAUGCUCCGAUACGGAUAACCUCCUUGGCCUGACGCCCGAUUGGACUGACUUGCCGACAGAGGGUCACACCGCUCCCAGCCUGAAUGUCAACACCAACACAGACGAAACCGUCGACACCAUCGAGUUUACUAGCAAUCGCGUCUCUCCGACAGACAUCACCGCUCCGAGCCCAGACGUGGACACCAGGGCGGAGGACACCAUCGAAACGACGGAGUCUGCUGGUCAUGUCACGACCAACAUUGAUGCUUUCCUCGAUAUCCUGAAGGAUAAAGGCGUCAACAUUGAUGCUCUCCGCGAUGUGCUGAAGGAUAAUGCCACACUGCUUCGUUGGCUUGGCGGCGGCGUAGCGGUGGGGAGCGUUGUCGUCUGUGCAACCCCCCUGCUUCUCCCAGUUGUUGGGUUUGGCGCUGCAGGAGUCACAAGCGGUUCAUUGGCUGCCGGCAUACAGGCAGCACUGUACGGGUCGACCGUCCCUGCUGGAUCGCUUUUCGCCCUCGCUCAGUCUUUCGGUGCCGGUGGUGCAUUGGGCGCACAGGCCGUCGCAGCAGUGCAAGCUGGCGGUGCUGUGACGGGGGCGAUCUCUGCCGGAGUAGGGGCGUUGGGUGCGUAUUUGAAGCGUUGAAUGCUGCACUCGUCGUGUCGUGUGACAGGUAUGAAUACGGAGAAAUGUGCGGUGUUGGUUGAUCGAUGGUUGGCGUUUCGGCUUCUCUUUCCGUUUUGCUCGUCUCCGUGUUGAUAUAACUGUGAUGAACUGUAUAUGUUCGUUUCUAAGUUGAAAAGAGGUACAAUAUCUACCCCCUUAUGCUUAGAGCCACAUAUAUAAUGAAUUGUAUGAAUAUUAAAAUAUGUGUUUAUUCAAUAGAGAUUUCACAGCAUUA